UUAUAUGUAGAUAAUGUAGCUUAUGAAUAAAUAAAACGAUAAAUAUAAGAACAAACUUCCACCUUACAUGUAGGUAUUACAACUUACGUAACGUAAUCGUGAAACAUUCAACAGUAACUGUUAUUAAGUAGUAACUGUUCAACAGCAGGCUGUGAGUUUUGUAGGUAAUAUAAUAUUGAAAGUUCAAGUCCCGGUUGUUAAGGUUCGAAUCAACAAUAAAUAAUAUUAAGAUGAACCCGUGUUUGGUACCUACCCCUAAGCCAGAUUUAGACGGAGACAGACGAUGGGAAAGCAUACAUAACAGAUAUUUAGCAGAAACGAAAACAACAGAAAGUGAAAUUGUUUGGCUUGGAGAUUCUAUUUUCCAAGAACUGAAAAAUAGUACACUAUGGAAAACCAAGAUAAGCCCUCUACAUUGUACAAAUUUUGGGCUCGGAGGCGACAGAGUUAAACAUCUACUAUGGAGAAUAGAGAAUGGAGAAUUGGAUUUUAGUUCUAAUAUAAAAGUUAUUGUCCUCCUCGUAGGAACGAAUAAUACUAAUAUUAAUGAAACUGAUGUAUUCGAAGGAAUUGUUAAUCUUGUGGAUAAGAUAAGAAGCAAACAACCCAACGCUGCGAUCAUCUUGUUGACGCUCUUGCCACGUGGCCAGUUUCCGAAUAGAGUUCGCGAGAAAAAUUUACAAGUGAACAACUUUCUCAUCGAUAAGUACAAGAAUGAAAGUGAAGAAAAGGAAAACAUUCAUCUAAUACCGAUACAUGAGAACAUCGUUCAAGAAGAUGGCACCAUAUCUCACCAUGUACUCCAUGAUUACCUUCACUUAACCGACUACGCUUACACAAAAGUAUUCACGCCAGUUUAUGAAAAGAUUGUCGAACUAUUAAACGAAAAGAAAAAGUCAUAGUCGACAAUGCAAAACACCAGGUGGUAAAAUAAGUUUUAAGUCUAUUUUUGAGACUAUGUUUCAUUGUUUACAACAAUAAAAUUUUUCUACAGUCUA
Agrilus planipennis (emerald ash borer) is the source of this 998-nucleotide messenger RNA. Its product is annotated as platelet-activating factor acetylhydrolase IB subunit beta homolog. NCBI's taxonomy places the organism in Eukaryota, Metazoa, Arthropoda, Insecta, Coleoptera, Buprestidae. The transcript has 4 exons. Bases 231 to 902 code for a protein of 223 amino acids. The record is from RefSeq and is a predicted model, not a curated record.